This is a messenger RNA of Cloeon dipterum, 935 nucleotides long. Its product is annotated as RCC1 and BTB domain-containing protein 1-like. Bases 330 to 734 code for a protein of 134 amino acids. The transcript has 6 exons. The record is from RefSeq and is a predicted model, not a curated record. Gene Ontology annotation, molecular function: protein binding. Lineage: Eukaryota; Metazoa; Arthropoda; Insecta; Ephemeroptera; Baetidae.
AUACGAGUGCUGCAGUCACAGAAGCAGAUGAAGUAUUCGCUUGGGGUAAAUUCAAUGGCCAAAGAAACUCAAGUCCGACAAAAACUUCAUUCACUUCACUGGAUGAAGUUUUUGCGAAAAUUCCAAAUGACGCCGUUACAUUCCGACCAUUGCGUGCAAAACUUGAUGAUGAGCCAAUAGAAGAAAAGAACAGUGCAAACGAAUUGCCAGAAUGGCUCAAGAAAUCUUUUGGUGACUCCGAAUCUGCUGACGUUGCUUUCGUGGUCGAGGGAAAGAAAAUCCACGCGCACAAAUUAAUUCUGAUCUUGCGUUGCGCCGUCUUCAGGACCAUGUUCUUGGGCAAUUGGAAAGAGAGCAACGAAAGUGAGCAAAUCAUCGAGCAUCACAGCUACGAUGUAUUUUUCGCCUUUUUGAAAUACUUCUACACCAACCAGGUUGAUUUGCAGCCAGAUUUGUCUCUAGAGCUAUUCGCGUUGGCCCACUUCUAUCAAAUGACUGAUCUGCAAAACGAGUGCCUGAAAAUUAUCAAAAGAGGCGUGACCGUGGAAAACGCUGCAUCGAUUUACGAUAAAGCAGUUCUAAUUGCUGCCGAGGAACUCAAGGAGUUCGUUCUGAAGUUCUGCAUGGAGCACAUGACUGCGGUCGUGAACAGUGAUGGCUUCAAGCUCUUGAAGGAUGAUGUCGCGAGAGAUUUUUUCCUUCAUGCAGCGCAGCAAGGAGCGUUUAAAAAAUGAUUAAUACGCGGUAUUCUCUGCUGAGAGAAGCAGAUUUUGUGUGUAUUUUAUACGACGGUGUUCUUUAUCUACGAAUUAGGACGCGUAUUCAUUAUCUAAUCUUGACUGCGCCUCCGUUAGCAAUAGUUUCAAUUUUUAAAAAUGAAUAAUCAAAUAUUAUUUAAAUUUUUGUGGGCAUAUCACACGUCAGUAACAAUUGUG